Molecule: messenger RNA, 1839 nt
Organism: Hyalella azteca
Lineage: Eukaryota; Metazoa; Arthropoda; Malacostraca; Amphipoda; Hyalellidae
Exons: 4
Coding region: 137-478 (113 amino acids)
Biological process (GO): nucleotide-excision repair; base-excision repair; mismatch repair
Cellular component (GO): site of double-strand break; nucleus; DNA replication factor A complex
Molecular function (GO): damaged DNA binding; single-stranded DNA binding
Source: RefSeq, a predicted model, not a curated record
UUCCAGGAAUAGAACUUUGGUUUCACUACCUGAAGGCUAAAGCAUUGGAUAUAAAAUUUUUAUUAAUAUCUGUUUCUCAUCCCUUUAUUUUUUCCUUUUUGAAAUCAUUCUGCUUGGAUUCAUUAGCAUAUCAAUCAUGUCUGCAUCAGAAGCAAGAAUCCGUGUGAAUGGCUCAAUGCUGCCCAAGUUCAGUGGUAAAGGUGUUGUCAUUCUUGGAAAAAUUUUUAAAGUUGAUCCCAAUGGGAUGUCAGUGACUCUGAGAACCAGUGAUGGCAUGACUGUCAAUGUUGUGUUUGAUCAACCUGUCAUGGAGAACUUGGAAGGCUGUUUGGAGGUGCACGGCACAUGCUCGGGCUCCCAAGUGCACUGCCAGUCCUAUUACAUGCUGCCCAUCGAGACUGUUGAGAACUUCGACAUGGACGCCUACGACCAGGCAGUACAGCUUAUUCACGCCAGCGAUAACCCGUGGCGGGUCUGAUUUGAUGCGUCAUUCCCUGGCCCUGCAUUUUACAAGCUUCUAUGAGGAGAUACUGGUCUGAAGUCUAGAUGAUGACUCGGACAACAUUUGAACUAUACUCUUAGUUCACUAAUUUUAAGUUCAAGCCUCUCUUUGUGAUAUUGUUUGGAAGCCGACCAUGGUUUUAUAUGUGUUACUGUACAACAAUGGGUUGCUACAUUCCUAACAGGCCAGCUGUGUAGAAGUAACGUUGCAUCACUGAAAUCUGAGUACAGGCUGGAAAGGUCGACGUUAAUCUAUAAUCCGAUAACUUAGGUAAUUUGCCUCCAUUAUGUUGUUGAUGGCAUGGUUUUUGCAGUAUUAAUACUUAACUCAAUUUUUAAUACGCUUCUAAACAACCUAAGUAGGAUGAACGGUCUUAUUGGGGUGCUCAUUUUUUACAAUGAGUUUGACCGUGUUUAAUCCUCCGAGUAGUUUCAGUGAGUACCUGAAUAAAACUCAGUAUGGCCCUACACUUCAGAAAGACGUAGAUUUCAUAGACCAAUAGUACUUUCGGAUAGAAACUUAACCUCAACUAAAUUUUUUAAAGAAUUUAUUGUUCAAGAAAUGAUUUUUUUGAAGUUUUUCUUCUGGUAGUGCAUAUCUUCGAAGAAUUAUAUGUUUCAAAUAUUUUACACUGUCUGGGAGUUUGUGUGCAAAUCUUUUUUCUUCAUAAAUCAAAAAUGUUGACCACUUGACCUGCUGAAUUAAUACAAUAGCGUUUAUAAGACUAUUAGAAAAAAUAUCAAUUUUACUUAUUGUUAGAAACUUUAAUUACUAUCAUCAUAUUAAUAGCGCUCAUCAUGUGAUCGUCUCGUAAAUUCUUCUCCUAUUUCAUUCCCAUGAUAUCUGAUGUCCAUUCCCUUUUUUCGUUUAAAAUUUUCUAGUGAAAUUAUAGCAACGUUUCAUAGCUAACUAUGCCUUCGAAACAUGCUUACUAUAUAAUGUUACAGUCUUUUAAAGAGACCGUUCUUAACGUUAACAGUCUGUUGAAAAGGUUUCAUCAAAACCUUGUUAAUUAUGAUGAAUAGAACUACACCAUCGUGUGGUAAAAUAUUCUUUUGCCUCACGUUCGGUUGUACCGAGCGAUUUUCGAGUCAGAUGAAGCAUGUUAGGUAGAAGUUUGUGAUCAAAUCCAUGGCGUUACCUCGACAUAAAAAUGGAACAAUAAUUAGUCCCCCUCUCUAAUUUUUUUAAAGUAACUCUCAGGAUAUGUCUUAAGGUAAUGGAAACCGCACUAGAUGAUUACGGUUUCCGUACUGUAAUUAAGGUUUAAUAUUGAGAGCGUAUAUCUAGGAAAAUGUUUGAAUUCUGAUCCUAUUAAUACACAUAUCACUGCCAUA